This is a messenger RNA of Orcinus orca (killer whale), 2132 nucleotides long. It is a transcript of the gene TMED6, whose product is annotated as transmembrane p24 trafficking protein 6. Gene Ontology annotation, cellular component: endoplasmic reticulum-Golgi intermediate compartment; endoplasmic reticulum; Golgi apparatus. Gene Ontology annotation, biological process: endoplasmic reticulum to Golgi vesicle-mediated transport; Golgi organization; intracellular protein transport. The coding region runs from base 553 to 1401 and encodes 282 amino acids. Lineage: Eukaryota; Metazoa; Chordata; Mammalia; Artiodactyla; Delphinidae. The transcript has 4 exons. The record is from RefSeq and is a predicted model, not a curated record.
GCGUCACCAGGGAAGUCCCUGUAAUAGUCUUUAAGUGGAUUUUGGAUAGCUUUAGAUGACUGUAUCAGUCAGGUGGAAGGUAGCAGAAUGAGGAUUAUCAGAGGAGGGGUUUGACCACUGUCUCUUGCUCAUUCUUCAUCCAUUUAAAUUUUUACACACACUUCCAUGCUGUGCUUUGCUCGCCUAAACUGUAGCACUGGGCAGAAAGAGGUCUGUUGAAACAGGUGUUGCCCCUCACGUCUUAUAGGAGGGACACGUAUCAUCUAGCAAUUUGAUACGAAUGAGAAAAAUCUCCCCAGCCACUGUGUACCGAGAAAUGAGUCCGUACAUUCAGGUGGUUGUAAAUAAAUUUGCCUAAUGUUUACCCCCAAGAGGCAAGAACUGAAAAAUGACAGCCCAGAGGAGGGGUGGAAAUCUCUCUUCUGAAGUAAUAGAUUCUACCUAGCACCCGUGAUGUAGGUCUGGUAAGCCACUGAGUUUUUGAGGUGAAAGCAAAAUUCUUUCCUGUGAGCCAAACGUGGGGUACCAUGCCAGUUCUAUUCUGGAAUAUCUAUGUGUGGCCCUGAGACUGGCCUAUGUGUGACUUGCAGAGUUAAUGAUUAUCCCAGCAGUUGUCUAAACUGCUUGGUUCCACUGGGCUGCUGCAAGCAGUUAGAGCAGUCUCCAGAGAGCAGCAUGUUCCCCUUGCUCUUUGGUGCUGGACUGGUGGUUCUGAACCUAGUGAGCUCUGCAAGGAGCCAGAAGACAGAACCUCUUAGUGGCUCUGGGGACCAGCCCCUCUUCCGUGGUGCGGAUCGAUACUACUUUGCCAUCGUGAUCCCUCCAGGAGGCACAGAAUGCUUUUGGCAAUUUGCCCACCAGACUGGAUACUUCUAUUUCAGUUAUGAGGUUCAGCGGACACUGGGAAUGUCACAUGACCGGCAUGUUGCUGCCACUGCACAUACCCCACAGGGUUUCCUUAUAGACACCACUAAGAAUGUUCGGGGCCAGAUUAACUUCUCCACCCAAGAGACAGGUUUUUAUCAGCUUUGUCUAAAAAAUCAGCAAAAUCACUUUGGUUCUGUGCAAGUAUACCUCAAUUUUGGAGUCUUCUAUGAGGGGCCUGAGAUGGACCACAAAGAGAAGAAUGAAAGAAAACAACUGAAUGAUACUUUGGAUGCAAUUGAGAAGAGUACACGAAAGCUGCAGAACAAUAUCUUUCACAUGUGGCGAUACUACAACUUUGCUCGCAUGAGAAAAAUGGCUGACUUUUUCCUACUCCAGUCAAACUAUAACUAUGUGAAUUGGUGGUCGACAGCCCAGAGCCUUGUUAUUAUUCUUUCUGGGAUCCUGCAGCUGUAUUUCUUGAAGCGUCUCUUCAACAUCCCAACGACCACAGACACAAAGAAGCCAAGAUGCUAAGCUCGAACAACUACAGUGCCCUGGCUCUUUUCUUCUGGGGCACAAGCUCUCUCAAAUCUUUGUAAAGUUAUUGGGAAAAAAUAAAUUUUUCUUGUUAGAAAGUUGUAGACUAUUGCUCUCAUCUACACAGGCAAAAUAGCAAUAAAUAAAAGUGUGUAAAGUUUUGACGUUGACUAUUUCUAAAGUACACACUAAAUGCUACCAUCAAAAUACUGUCCAUCGUACUGCAGCCCCUUAACCUUCACUAUGUUUAUUUAGAAAUUAACAGAGAACCUUGGAAGGGAGAAAAGUUGAAAAACAUGGGACAAAAACAUAUAAAACUGGGUUUUAUAUGUUGCAUACAAAAACAGGAGUUGGUAGAGUGCUUUUUUGUAAUUGAAAAAUGAUUUAUUUUUAGAGAUGUCACCUUUGGAAUUUAAAUUAAGCAGUAUAUGCACUAAAGAAAUUGCUUUACAAUACAGGUACUUAAAAAUUUUUUGUCUGUGACAUGUUUUUCACUAAAAAAUAUUUUAGUAAUUCUAAAAAUAAUUUUGGAAGGCAUGGGAGAAGGAUGGAGGAGCUAAAUUAUCAUUUCAGGGUUUCUGAGUAGUGCUUUUUGUCCAGUCCAGUCAUGUAAUUAAAGAUUUGUAAGAAUAUAUGUAUAAAUGAAUCACUUUGCUGUACACCUGAAACUAACUCAAUAUUGUACGUCAACUAUACUACAAUAAAAAAAAUUUUUUAAUUAAAAAAAA